CCCUGGUCUGAGACUGUGAUAUACUGAUAUACGAUACGUCCUUACCACUAUCUGCGUACCUAUGUUCGACCCUACGACUGCCGAUAAGCAAAUCGGUAUCAUAUCAAGUUGCCGAGCCCGUUGUAAUGCACUACCGGCAGAUAAGCCUUUCUGGAUCUGGCGGCUCGACCUCCCCAAAACAGCCAAGUUUCUGUCUGGUUAGCAAACACAACCCCAAGAGACUCAUUGAAACCAGCAUUGCGCAAUGUACCCCGCAUAAAGACUACUAGCGACACAUUCAAUGUAACUUUGCCUUGUAGUUCGAUGACAUGGAUUCCAUUCAGGAUUCAAUCACUAGCGGCGAAAUGGAUGGAGUAUUUCCCCUUAAAAGACGCGGAUAUCCAGCUGAACAUAGUUCUAGAUAGCCAGUUUACCGCCAUCCGUUGACAAACCUGAUCCCGACAUCUGUCCUCUAUCGAGUGAGCUAUGGGUGAUUUUGCCCACGACCAAGACUGGAGGGUGCUGGUGGCGGCGAAAAAGGAGUCUCAGCAAUCAGCCAUCCCCCCUGAAUGGCUUAUAGACUCAAAGGUCUUGCACGAGCUGAAGCAGUGUCCUGGCGGCCGCUUGCUUGAACCAAGUCCUGCGAAGAAAUCAACAAUUCUGACCGAUGAGGAACUCGAAAUCACAGAACGAUACUCGGCUACGGAUCUGCUUGAAAAGCUUGGCAAGGGGGAGCUCACCUCCGUAGCCGUUACGAGAGCGUUCUGCAAGAGAGCAGCGGUGGCUCAACAACUGACUUCAUGUCUCACUGAAAUCUUCUUCGAGAAGGCCAUUGAGCGGGCGGAGGAACUCGACAACUACUUGAAGCAAAACAACAAGCCCAUGGGACCUCUACAUGGCUUGCCCAUCAGCUGCAAAGACACCUUCAGAGUCAAGGGCUUCCAUGCCACCGGCGGCUUUCUGACGAACCUCAAAGAGCCGGCCGCGGAAUCAAACUCGGCCCUGAUCGACAUACUCUUAGACGCCGGCGCGGUUCUCUACGCCAAAACAAACGUCCCGCAAACCCUUAUGACAGCCGACUCCGAGAACCACAUUUUCGGGCGGACGCUGAAUCCCCACAACCUGAACCUCACCGCGGGAGGCUCCUCAGGCGGCGAGGGCAGUCUGGUUGCCUUCCGCGGCUGUCCCCUGGGGAUCGGCACCGACAUUGCCGGGAGCAUCCGCAUCCCAGCCAUGUGCUGCGGCGUUUACGGCUUCAAGCCCACCGCAAACCGCCUGCCGUACGCCGGUCAGACGAACCCGCCCGGGUUGAUCCGCGUUCCCGGCAGUAUCGAGCCGUCGGCAGGGCCGCUCGGACACAGCGUCCAGGACCUUCGAGUCGCCAUGGCUGCCAUGAUGCAGCUGAGGCCGUGGCUCUACGACGCGGAUGCAUAUGACAUACCCUGGCGAGAUCCUCUUCCCCUUGAGGACGCCGCCGCCAAGCCGGACGGACUCGGAAGAAAGCUCACCAUCGGCAUCCUCCCCGAGGACCCGGCGUAUCCGCUGCAUCCGCCCGUCCGCCGCGCCGUCCAGACGGCAGCGGCAAAGCUGGAGAAAGCCGGACACCGAAUCGUAUGGCUACCGCCCGACGCAGACCGCGAGGUCGGGCUGGGGAUGCGCAUUGCCUUUCAGUUCUUUGGGGUCGGCUGGGAAGGAGGCGUGCCCCAGCUUGCAGAGCCGCCGGUGGUGUCUGUGGCGGUGGGCAGCCAUCCCUUUUCGAAGGACCCGCCGCCCGUGCCCAGGGAUCCGAGCCCGAUCCGCUUCCUGGGCAAGCUUCAUGCCGCGAGAGGCGCCUUCGCAGACGCGUGGCGGCGCGCGUGGAAGGAGAACGGCUUGGACGUGGUGCUCGCGCCUGGCGCACUGAGUCCGGCUGUGCCCUUGGAUACGUACGGGCUGCCGACCUAUACUGUGAUGUGGAAUCUCCUCGAUUUUCCGGUCUGCCUUAUCCCAUUUGGCAAGGUCGCCAAGUCGCUUGACCCCACGCCAGUGAAGGCGCUCUCGGCUUUCGUUCCUGAUUACGACCCCGAGGCACUGGAUGGUGCACCCGUUGGGAUACAGAUUGUUGCACCACACCUCCGGGACGAAGAGUGUCUACAAGCCGCGCAACUGAUCGACCGAGAUAUCCGUAGUUCCGUACCUGAACGCGAACGGUAGCAUAUGAUAGAGUAGAAUCUUUGGCUGAAGACCACUUCCUUCACCUGCUCAUCACAUGUUUUGUUGGUGUAAAGGUGGGGUCUUGAGAGGGAGGAAGGCCCUAAUGUGGCCUGGCGUACUCUGAUGACCCCAAAGUUGAUCUCCUGAGAGAUGAUGCAGGAAAGAAAUAUUAUGUGUUGCAUAUAAAUUUUUGAAUAC
Canariomyces notabilis is the source of this 2370-nucleotide messenger RNA. Its product is annotated as amidase. The transcript is spliced from 6 exons. The coding region runs from base 466 to 2172 and encodes 568 amino acids. Lineage: Eukaryota; Fungi; Ascomycota; Sordariomycetes; Sordariales; Chaetomiaceae. The record is from RefSeq and is a predicted model, not a curated record.